GAUCUGUUCAUCCAAUAUGCAUCAGUUAAUCAUUCUUGAUUCAUAUAUUAAACAAUGGCAUUCAAACUAGUUAUUUUCGCUUCCUUCUUAGCCUACACCAAUGCAGGCCUACUGGGCGCACCAGCCGUAGCAACUUAUUCUGCUGCACCUGCAGUUAGUUCUGCGUACAUCCACUCAGCUCCCUUGGAAAUUGCUAAACCUGUGCUAUCAGCAUAUGCGGCCGCACCAGUAGCUAUCCAUGCUCCAGCACCAGUAGCAAUUCAUGCCCCAGCAUAUGGAUCCAGUCAUCAAAGCGUAGAACGAUCUCUUGGAGGAGCCCAAUCGAUCUCACACUACUCCAAAGCCAUCGACAGUGCUUUCUCCAGUGUACGAAAAUAUGAUACCAGAAUCACCAAUGAUGCUUUGAGUUUAGGUGUUGCAGCCCAUGCUCCCGUAGCUACAUAUGCCGCUGCACCCGUCGCCAAAGCCUUGGCUCCAACUAUUGCUUACUCAGCUGCUCCCUCUGUAAGCACAUCAUAUAUUCAACAUGCCCAACCCAUCAUUGCUAAAGCUGUUGCACCUGUAGCAGUAGCCGCUCCACAGCACCUUACUUAUACCGCUCCAGCUCCCGUAGCCUAUGCUGCCCAUAGUCCAAUUGUUGCUAAAGCUGUUCACGGUCCAGUAUUUCAGUCUUAUUCUGCACCUUUUUUGACAAAAACAAUUGCCCCAGUUGCUACUCCCCUUACAGUCUCAGCUGGACCUGUUGUAGCUAAAGCCGCAAUUGGUUACUCCCCCGCAAGUGUUGUAGCCCACACUACAUUUACCGGUCUAGGAACUGCUUACGAAUGGUAGACUGAUUUUUUACAAAAGCUAUGUUUUUGUAUGUAAAAAGGUUAUUUAUUGAACUUUAAAUAAAAGGUAUUGUUUCUGAA
Diabrotica balteata is the source of this 911-nucleotide messenger RNA. The record is from the annotation of a GenBank genome assembly. Lineage: Eukaryota; Metazoa; Arthropoda; Insecta; Coleoptera; Chrysomelidae.